AUGGUUACUCGUACUAAUGGGAACCUCGUGGAUGGGACCGAUCAUUCGAUCUCUACACGGAAUGACCCUUCGCUUUUGAACGAUUCGGAAUCCCUAGAAUCUAUGUUACCUUCAAAAGUACUAUGCACCUCCGAUGCCGCAGAACGGGCGACCAAAGAGCUCUUGCUCUCCAAUCUUGAAAAUUUCAUUGCUGUUGGUGUUUUAGAACCAUUUACUGGCUCUCAGGACUUUUCUAAAAGUAUGAAAAGCCCUGACUAUCCUUUAACUGAGGUUGAUCUACUAGAGCAAGCAGCCUGGAUUCGAACAAUUCCUCUCGAAAACAACGGUGAUCCUGAGAGGAGCGCAGUCCGUGUGUAUGUACUACCUGAAGACAUAGGAAGGGCAGUUGUUCCGCGCUCAAGUGUACCCCUUCAUCGUGCUUUAAAGGUAGUCAUGUCAAAACUGAAUGUUUCAUCUGGGGCCUGGGAUGGACAUGUCACUCCGUUUUCUAAGCCCUUGCUACAACCAAGCGAGGAGGACGAGUCGUUAUUCUACAUAUUUAAUACUCUGGAAUCUCCAGCUCCCAAUCCCAAUUCUGUAUGCGACCCUUGGGCAAGGACCGUCAUGGAAGACGUCCUGGCUGGGAGCACCAAUUCGGAUGAGAAUUUUAGUUUGGUUGGGCUCAAGACCCUUCUAUAUCCCUAUCAGCGCCGCUCCGCAGCACUUAUGAUCCAGAAAUAA
Messenger RNA from Ophidiomyces ophidiicola, 720 nucleotides. RefSeq lists its product as uncharacterized. The coding region runs from base 1 to 720 and encodes 239 amino acids. The record is from RefSeq and is a predicted model, not a curated record. Lineage: Eukaryota; Fungi; Ascomycota; Eurotiomycetes; Onygenales; Onygenaceae. The transcript has a single exon.